Molecule: messenger RNA, 2598 nt
Organism: Penicillium malachiteum
Lineage: Eukaryota; Fungi; Ascomycota; Eurotiomycetes; Eurotiales; Aspergillaceae
Product: DEAD/DEAH box helicase
Exons: 2
Coding region: 1-2598 (865 amino acids)
Biological process (GO): reciprocal meiotic recombination; double-strand break repair via homologous recombination
Cellular component (GO): nucleus
Molecular function (GO): ATP binding; DNA translocase activity; ATP-dependent chromatin remodeler activity
Source: RefSeq, a predicted model, not a curated record
AUGUGCUCUGAUUUUUCUAUACGCAUUAGGAGAAAGCCAACUACAAAGAAGAACAAAACAUGGGAUGGCGAUGGUAUUCUCACAGCUCGGGCUGGAUAUGUCACUCUGCGAGACGUCGGAGGAAAGGACAUGGGGCGAGCGAAUUUUGAGUCCGAGCUCGAGCCUGGCAAGAUGCUCUAUGUGAGCGGCAAAGAAGUGGAAGUCGAAUCUGAAAUUCCUCGCAGAGAAUACUUGGCUGGGAAGAACAUUGUCCAAUCCACAAGCUUAGCUGCAACCCCGCAAAAGCUUCCCAAGAAAUCCCCUUUGACUUCACUGCAACGCGCUGUUGGAAAUACUUCCGCAAGCUCCUUGAGUCGAACUGGGUCUCUGAAACGAGACUUAUCAGCUAUGGAGUCCGAUGGGCAGAGUCACUCCGGAUUUGGAGCUUACAAGAAACCCAUUCUCGACGAUAACAUAAUGCCAAGCAAGCCAGACAAAAUCGUUCCGCGCCAUGACCCAUCUGCGCCAGGGGCUCUGGUUAUGCCUCGUCCCAGCUCUGUCCCUAAAGGGAAGCAUAUUGUUGAUGUUGUUGUCGAUCCUUUGCUGACAAAAAGCUUGCGACCACACCAACGGGAGGGUAUACAAUUCUUAUAUGAAUGUGUCAUGGGCAUGCGAUCAUUCAAUGGGGAGGGUGCAAUCUUAGCAGAUGACAUGGGCCUGGGUAAAACAUUGCAAACAAUUGCUUUAUUAUGGACACUUCUCAAGCAAAAUCCCAUUUAUGGUGACGCUCCAGUCAUCAAGAAGGCUCUGAUCGUCUGUCCCGUUACCUUGAUCAAUAACUGGAAGAAGGAGUUCCGCAAGUGGCUUGGGAAUGAACGUAUCGGAGUCUUUGUCUUUGAUGACAAGCGGAAACGUCUCACCGAUUUUACCAAGGGCAGAUCGUACAGCGUUAUGAUUGUAGGUUAUGAGAAGUUGAGAACCGUUCAGGAAGGCUUGGCAAAAGGCGCUGGCGUCGACAUUAUCAUCGCGGAUGAAGGCCAUCGACUCAAGACACUACAAAACAAGAGUGGCCAGGCUAUUCAAUCACUCAAUGCUACAAAGCGAGUCAUCCUCUCUGGCACUCCAAUUCAAAACGAUCUCAAAGAAUUCUUCGCUGGUGUUGACCUUGUGAACCCCGGAGUUCUCGGUUCAUUCAAAUCCUUCAUCAGGGAGUACGAAACACCCAUUGUUCGAAGCAGACAACCAGAGGCCACAAGAAAAGAGAUUGAGAAGGGAGAAGCUCAGAACGAAGAGCUGCGAGAACUCACUUCCAAGUUUAUUCUUCGCAGAACAGCAGACAUUUUAUCCAAGUACUUACCACCAAAGACUGAAUAUGUGCUAUUCUGCAACCCGACACGGCCACAGGCCCAGAUCUAUCAGGCAGUCCUCGCAUCUCCUAUCUUCCAGUCUGCCAUGGGAAAUGCCGAAAGCGCUCUCCAGCUCAUCACAAUCCUGAAGAAGCUUUGCAACAGUCCAUCACUACUCUCAGCAAAGAACAACGACAACUCACCUAACGAAACCAUCGCUGCUCUCCUAUCUUCCAUUCCACAAGCCCUCAUACGACACUUAUCCCCCUCGGCAAGCGCCAAAGUCCGAGUCCUCGACCAAAUCCUGGAUAGUAUGCGAAACAACACUUCCGAAAAGAUCGUCCUCGUCUCAAAUUACACAUCCACUCUCAAUCUCCUCGCCACACUCCUGACUUCCCUUGGUCUUCCUUUUCUUCGUCUAGACGGAAGUACCCCUGCUCAAAAGCGUCAACCAUUGGUAGACGAUUUCAACCGACUACCCGCAGAAAAAUGCUUCGCCUUUUUACUCUCCGCAAAGGCCGGUGGCACAGGUCUGAACCUUAUCGGUGCUAGCCGUCUGAUCCUUUUCGAUGUUGACUGGAAUCCCGCUACGGAUAUCCAGGCUAUGGCUCGUAUCCACCGUGAUGGACAAAAACAUCACUGUCGUAUCUACCGUGUUAUUCUGAAAGGCAGUCUUGAAGAGAAAAUCUGGCAGAGACAGGUUACUAAACUCGGUUUAGCUGAUAGUGUUAUGGAACAUAAGAAUAGCGUUGCUCAGUUCUCGGCCGCUGAGCUUCGUGAUCUUUUUAGACUUGAUGAGGAGAGUCGUUGUCAGACGCAUGAUCUGUUAGGAUGUGACUGUGAAGGUAGAGGGACUGGUGCGUCGUCGGGAACCACAACACCUACUCGCAAGACAAGCGAUAAUGACUCCGACCCUGAGGAGACUAGUGAUAUCCCCUCUGAUGAGGAUGAGUCUGGCUUCCCUAAGCUGGUUAAAGCUUCAGAGCUCGAUAUGGAUGAGCAGGAACGCUCGAUUCGUGAGUCGUCGCGGAGAGGCACAAAGCAAAAGGAAACGAUGCAUCAGUCUUUGGCACAGUAUGCGCAUAUUGAUCCUUCGCUUCUGACUGCUGAUGGUGAAGAGGAAGAGGAGAUCGGUUCGGCUGUUGAUGAUGAUGUCCUUCUUUCUAUAUUGAAAGAUGAGUGCAAUCGCAUUGGGUAUGUAUUUAAGAAGUCAAACGGCGCUGAGAUUGGGUGUGAGGAAGCUGCGGUGGCGGAUAUUACGUCUGAUGAAUGA